UUCAUUUCUUGAAGAAUAGUCAUCAGCUACCCAUUUUAUAUCAUCAUCUUAAUCAACCUCAGAUCUCAGAGUAUUUUCCACCACAGCCAUGGCAGAGGAGAAAGUUAUAAUGGUGAUUAAGGUCGAUCUUAGCUGCAAGAAAUGCUGCAAGAAAAUCAAGAAAAUACUCUGUAAAAUUCCUCAAAUUCAAAAUCAGAUAUAUGAUGAGAAGGCUAACACAGUGAACAUCACUGUGGUGUGCUGCAGUCCUGAAAAGAUCAAGAAAAUUAUCUACUGCAAAGGUGGUGAUUCCGUACAGUGUAUUGACAUAAAGACACCGCCGCCAAUGCCACCAACGUCACCGUCGUCAUCAUUUCAUCGCCAACGCCGCCACCAUGUUGUACGGAAUGUCGUAAAGGAUGUGGGGGAGGCCCAUGUUGCCACUGCUGUAGAAGGCCACCACAACCAUGUUGUAUGGAAUGCUAUAAAAGAAGUGGGGGAGGCCCAUGCUACCACUGCUAUGGAAGGUCACCGCCGCCGCCACCACCAUGAUGUAUGGAAUGUUAUAAAGGAUGUGGAGGAGGCCCAUGUUACCACUGCUGUGAAUUGCCACCGCCGCCACCAUGUUUUAUGGAAUGUCAUAAAGGAUGUGGGGGAGGCCCAUGUUACCACUGCGAGGGAAGGUCUCCCCCAUACUAUAAGGGUUAUGGGAAGUCAAUAUAAUGAUAGUUGUGGUGGUGGCUUCGACUUCAGCAGUUGCCAAAGAGGAUGCCAUGCGUAUGUGGGGAGAUGUGGCUGCCAAAUUAAAUAAAUUCUGUCGGCAUGUAGUGUCAUGUAACUAGUUAAUUUAAAAUAGUGGUGUUAUCAUCAAUGACAUGUAUGACAUAAAUAUAAAACGACCUUGAAAUCAUGAGAGACCCUUGAAGGUCAUUUAAUUGACCUAGAAUAUACAAGGUAUAUUGCCAUUUCCUUGAA
Messenger RNA from Hevea brasiliensis (rubber tree), 954 nucleotides. RefSeq lists its product as uncharacterized. Gene Ontology annotation, molecular function: metal ion binding. The transcript has 4 exons. The record is from RefSeq and is a predicted model, not a curated record. NCBI's taxonomy places the organism in Eukaryota, Viridiplantae, Streptophyta, Magnoliopsida, Malpighiales, Euphorbiaceae. Bases 89 to 790 code for a protein of 233 amino acids.